GACGUUUUUUUUUUUUUUUUUUUUUUUUUUUUUACCUCAGAUCGUUUGAAUGAAGCGAUUGUUGUACAUUAAACUAUGCUGUCUCAGUAUGACAUGGGAUGAGUUCGCCCCUCGAUGUUUUACCAGUGAAAGUCAUCCAGUUAUCUGUGACAGUGAACUUUCAGGAGACGUCAGUGUUGAUAAAGUGCUCCUGGCGCUCACCGGAUUUCACGAGCACCUGUUGACGCGACUCAAAACAAACCAGCCGCACGAGACUCUGAGACCGUUAUGUGCGACACGGACUAGUUUGAAUCCACUAUUUACGCUUCAAAUUUUAGAUUUUAUCUGGAAAAUGAUCUCUUUCAGGACCCUACGAAUGCCUAAUGUUGGAGUUAUUGGCUUACUGGCGAAAGACUUGGCAAAAAGUACCUCAGUGUAUCAGAAUGUAACGAGGAGGUCGUUCAGUUUAACUUCGCGGAUUCAGGCAAGCAGCGAAUUCAUCGCACCAGCAUCCGUGGAUGAACCUAAAUCGAAAACCAGAAUUAUGACCAAUAAAAGUAUAUUCUCUGGACUGGAGGACAUGCUUUUCUACAAUAUAACUGAAGGAGCGGAGAAAAUUCCUGUAACUCAUUUCAUUGCUGUAAGUUCUUUCAUUGACACAUACACACUGUAUCAUAUCCAAUAAAGAUUUAUCUGGAUUAAAAUCUUUGCAGUAGCAGUUGUUGAAGUCUGCUAACUGAACAACAUCUCUGUAUAUGGGCAACAGCUGGGAGUUGCCUCACACAUUGACUCAGUUGCAUGUUAUGGGCUCAGUUACUAUCAAGCCACUUACAUGUUCCCUCUGAAAUCUGAUUCGGUCAUGGGAGGGCUGAGGAGGUAAAACACACACACACGUUUAUCUAGACUUUGUGGAACUGCUGACAUGGGUCGUGUAAUAAUUUAUACACAAGGUCACUAAACACCCCCGGUAUAGUAUAAAUGACAUUUGAUUAACUUUGUUUAUUGUAUAUUUAGAGUAAUUUUUAUAAACAUUACUGUUUAAAUAAAGUUUGCAUGUCAAAUUCAAGGCAUUACACAAAGUAAACAGAAUUGUUGAGAAAAGACAGAACAGUAUUUUCCCUAUCUAACAGGCAGUGAAAAGCACCGGCCUUCUGACCUCUGACCCCAGAUUGCACGACUGCAUGGAAAAGAUUCGCAAAGCUAUCCAGGAAUCAGCCGGUGAAGUCAUGAUGGACCGUGAGCUGUUCCGAAAGUGUGUGGGUGGAAACAUAGUUCUGCUGAGUCUCGCUUUCAGACGGAAGUUUAUCAUUCCCGAAUUUGAGGCAUUUGCAGGCGUCAUCAAUCAUAUAUACUACUCAUCAAAACUGCAACAUGAUGGACAGGUUGCAAAAUACAUUCCCCAUCUAACCAAGUUUAGUCCUGAUCUUUGGGGCGUCUCUCUCUGCACAGUAGAUGGCCAAAGGCACUCAGUGGGAGACACGAAGCUGCCGUUCUGCUUGCAGUCGUGCGUGAAGCCGCUGGAAUACGCCAUCGCUGUACAUGAGCACGGCACGGAGCGAGUGCACCACUACGUGGGGAAGGAGCCCAGCGGAUUCAAAUUCAACAAACUCUCCCUGGAUGAAGAAGAUAAACCUCACAAUCCCAUGGUCAACGCUGGAGCGAUCGUCAUCAGUUCACUUAUCAAGCCAGGUGUCAACAAGGCGGAGAAGUUUGACUAUGUAAUGGAGUUUGUGAAGAAAAUGACAGGCAGGGAGUAUGUGGGCUUCAGCAACGCAACAUUCCAGUCAGAGAAGGAGACAGGAGACAGAAACUACGCAAUAGGAUACUACCUGAAAGAGAAGAAGUGUUUUCCUGAUGGGGCGGAUAUGAUCGAUGCACUGGACUUUUACUUCCAGUUGUGCUCAAUAGAGGUCACGUGCGAGUCCGGCAGCGUGAUGGCCGCGACGCUGGCUAACGGAGGCAUCUGUCCAAUCACAGGAGAGAAGGUUUUGAGCACAGAAGCUGUACGAAACACGCUCAGCCUUAUGCACUCCUGCGGGAUGUAUGACUACUCCGGACAGUUCGCUUUCCACGUUGGAUUACCUGCAAAGUCUGGUGUGUCAGGUGCAGUUCUUCUGGUGGUGCCGAACGUGAUGGGCAUCAUGUGUUGGUCGCCCCCUGUGGACAAAAUCGGAAACAGCGUCCGUGGAAUCCACUUCUGUCAGGAACUGGUGUCUUUGUUCAACUUCCACAAUUACGACAAUCUGAGGCACUUUUUGAAGAAGCAGGACCCUCGCAGACAGUCUGGUGACGACAGGAACAAGUCGGUGGUGAAUCUGAUGUUCGCAGCCCACAGUGGCGAUGUCUCAGCUCUGAGAAGGUUUUCCCUUUCAUCCAUGAAUAUGGAGUUAAAGGACUAUGACUCUCGUACUCCUCUCCACGUAGCUGCUGCAGAAGGUCACGCGGAUGUUGUGCUAUUUCUGACGCAGGCCUGCAAAGUCAACCCUUUCGUGAAAGAUCGGUGGGGAAAUAUUCCUCGGGACGACGCCAUGCAGUUCAGCCACAAGGAUGUGGUGAAGAUCUUGCAGGAAUAUGAGCAGAGCUGCAGUCCACAAACAUCUCAGACUGACGCAGAAGACCGUAGUCGUCAAUCCAAAUAUUCUUCUCUGGAGGGUGUGGAUGUUACAAACUUAAGGACUAUAUAGAUCAUGUCACCAGAAAUUGUGCAAGAUAAGGGCACAUUAUGAAAAUUGUCUGUUUACAGAGAUAAAAAUGCUCACUGUUUUUUGUAAUGUUUUUUUGUACAUAAUUUGUGUUAGGCUAUAUGCAUGUUUAAUGUAUGUUUUAUGUGGAAAUGUACUAAUGCACAAUGUACAGUGUUUGUGAAUAAACAAAACCAACCAUGCCGACAGAUUAUUAUCUUUACACAUCUUUACAUAUGUUAGAAUAAUUUUACUUUCAUUUUUUACUUUUCAUUGCAGUGUCAUUUAAAAUGUGUCAUGAUUUUUUGCAACUAUUUUCAAAUAAAUUAACCAACAUGUAUAUUUUCCCUGAAAUGUUAAAUGUAUAAUUUCAGAAGAAAUGAACCCACGUGCUGUAAUCCUUGCAAUGCAACAACUUGCAAACUGUAAAACACAUGUUCCAACUCUGUAACCCAGAACAUCUAAACGACCGAAUAAAAACCAUGUUAAAAACCA
This is a messenger RNA of Ctenopharyngodon idella (grass carp), 3155 nucleotides long. RefSeq names its product glutaminase 2b (liver, mitochondrial) (gene gls2b). The record is from RefSeq and is a predicted model, not a curated record. The transcript has 17 exons. Lineage: Eukaryota; Metazoa; Chordata; Actinopteri; Cypriniformes; Xenocyprididae. Bases 1161 to 2663 code for a protein of 500 amino acids. Gene Ontology annotation, biological process: L-glutamine catabolic process. Gene Ontology annotation, molecular function: glutaminase activity; protein binding.